This is a messenger RNA of Canis lupus familiaris (dog), 3538 nucleotides long. RefSeq names its product CMT1A duplicated region transcript 1 (gene FBXW10B). Lineage: Eukaryota; Metazoa; Chordata; Mammalia; Carnivora; Canidae. The record is from RefSeq and is a predicted model, not a curated record. Gene Ontology annotation, molecular function: protein binding. The coding region runs from base 226 to 3489 and encodes 1087 amino acids. The transcript is spliced from 14 exons.
UUACGGUAAAGCCAUGUUUCCUAGGAGGUCAGUACAAAAAGCCAGACUUCUACCGGCAGUUUCUGGGAGAGAGAAGCUUUCCAUCCAACAGGUUUACCUUUCCUCUGGGAAAUGUUUAUAAUAGAAAAGGCUCAACUGGGAUAUGUAUCAGCUUCUCCUGUACCCUCUGGUGUUUGGUAGGGUUGACAACAGGCAAGGAUAAAAUGAGCUGGUCAUCUCAGGAUCAUGGAAAACCUGGACUCAAGGCUCAGGAAUGCCCCCUACUUUCGUUGUGAGAAGGGGGACAGUUCUGUCCCCGUGUGCCAGAAGUGUGAAACAUGCGUCUUGGCUUGGAAGAUCUUCUCUACCAAAGAGUGGUUCCAAAGGAUCGGAGAGGUGCCCCAGAAGCGGUUUCUAGUUAGCAUCCUGAAGCAGCUGGAUAGCUUGUAUCUGUUGCACUAUUUUCAGACUAUCUUGCAGACCACGCAGGGGAAGGAUUUCAUCUACAGCCGCUCCCGGAUCAACCUCAGCAGGAAGGAGGGGAAAAUCGUCAAGUCUUCCCUGAACCAGAUGUUGGACAAAACGGUAGAACAGAAGAUGAGGGAGAUCCUGUACUGGUUUGGGAAAAGCACCCACCGGACCAAGGCAAAUUACACGCUCUUGCUGCUGCAAAUGUGUGACCCCAAGUUAUUGCUCACUGCUGCCAAUGUCAUCAGAGUCCUGUUUCUGAGAGAGAGGAACAACGUCUCAGGCCUCAAUCAAGACACCAGUGAUUUGUUUUUCUUCCCUGAGAAAGACUACAACCCGCAGACUGAGACCUCAGGUGUUUUCUGGGCAGCCAGCACCAGGAAUACAUCCUUCCCUUUGUCCAGAACUUUAGGGAAAGAAAAUUUGUUUGAGAACACAGAGGGUGAAGCGUCUAAUACUGAAGGACAACGGAAGAGUUCACUCCGGUGUAUUUCCGAGAUGAAUAAGCUGUUUUCCAGAAAAGUGGGCAUGUCCAAGGCAGAAAGCACCCCCUCGGAUCUGUUGGUUGACUUGGAUGUCGUCAAAGACCUGUCUUCUGGAGUCAGCAAAUACCGAGACUUCAUCCGUUACCUGCCCAUCCACCUCUCCAAAUAUAUUCUAAGUAUGCUGGAUAAAAACAGCCUGAACAGGUGCACUUCUGUGAGCCAGCACUGGGCCGCCCUCGCUCAGCAAGUCAAGAUGGAUUUGUCGAUGCAUACUUUCAUUCAGAACCAUAUUGCCUUCUUGCAGGGAUCCUACACAACGGGAAUCGAUCCCAAUUAUGCCAAUAAGCUUUUUAUCCCAGUUCCUAAAAUGACCGAUGAUGGGAAGUGCAUACGUGUGAAAAAUCAGAAAUGGAAACUGAGAACCAAGAAUGACUACAACCUGUGGGCCGCAUACCAGAACCAGGAAACUCAGCAGGUCCAGAUGGAAGAGAGAAAUAUCUUCUGUGGGACUUAUAAUAUCCGCAUUCUCUCUGACACGUGGGACCGAAACAGAGUCAUCCACUAUUCUGGGGGAGAUUUGGUGGCAGUGUCAUCCAACCGUAAGAUCCAGCUUCUAGAUGUCAUACAAGUAAAGGAGUUACCCAUCGAGUUCCGAGGCCAUGCUGGGAGUGUCCGCACUCUCUUCUUGUGUGAGGAGGAGAACUUUCUGCUAAGCGGGAGUUAUGACCUGAGUAUCAGAUUCUGGGAUCUGAAAAGUGGGGCUUGUAUACGAAUCUUCAAUGGCCACCAGGGGACAAUCACUUGCAUGGAUUUAUAUAAGAACAGGCUCGUAUCUGGAGCAAGAGAUUGCCAGGUGAAAGAGUGGGACAUAGAAACAGGGAAGUGUCUGAAGACAUUUAAACACAAAGACCCCAUCUUGGCCACCAGGAUCAACGACACCUACAUCGUGAGCAGUUGCGAGCGGGGCUUGGUCAAAGUGUGGCACAUUGUCAUGGCCCAGCUAGUAAAGACUCUCAGUGGCCACGAGGGAGCCGUGAAGUGCCUGUGCUUUGACCAGUGGCAUCUCCUCUCGGGAAGUGCUGAUGGCCUGGUCAUGGCCUGGAGCAUGGUGGGAAAGUAUGAGCGGUGCCUCAUGGCCUUCAAGCAUCCAAAGGAAGUGCUCCACGUGGCUCUACUCUUCCUCCGGGUAAUCAGUGCCUGUGCAGAUGGCAAGAUCCGCAUUUACAAUUUCCUAAAUGGGAACUGUCUGAAGGUGAUGAAAGCCAAUGGCAGAGGUGAUCCUGUGCUGUCCUUCUUUAUUCAGGGCAACAGGAUGGUGAUCAACACGGAGAGCAAUAUUCUCAUGUUCCAGUUUGAGAAUAUAAAGUGGCAGUAUGCUCCGGACCGGGCCAAACAAAAGAAGAAGGAUAAAGAGGAUGACUGGGAAGAAAAUGGCCUCACAGAAAUUCUCUCCAGGUCUAGCACUCAGGUUUUCAGCCUGAAGGACUCCAUGUCCAGUAAACAAACUGUGGCCCAGGAGUCCUUAUUAAGUAAACCCUACAGGUCCCGAGUUUUCCUCAAGGCAACCAAGGUACCUACAGAAGUGUUAUUAGAGGCACCUCAAAGUCAAGGAAAGUUAAAAUCGCCCCGGAGAGAUGGCAAGAAGAGAGCAAGUCCUGUUUCUAAGGAAGCAAAUGGCAUAGAUGGUGGACAAGAGAGUUCUGAAACAAAAUCCCUCACAGGAGAUACAACCAAUGAGGAUGGGGAAAAAGUACAAAAAGAAGGACAACUCAAAACUCCUGGAGACUUGAUCAGGCGUUCAAAGAAAAAGCGCUGGCAAAUCCCUAUGUCGCCAGAUCAGUUCCUUCUGACAGUUAAUGCCCUGCAGCAGGCUCAUAAUUCAGGGGAGUUUGCCUAUCCCCGGAGGCCCCAAACCCAAGUCAUUGAUGCCUGGGGACCUUCAAUUUCCCAUCCAAGGAAGGUCCUGAGUUUCAAAGGAAAAUCAGUCCAACACGCAGUCGAUAGGUUGAGGUGGAACCACCCUCCCAUCAAUGUGAAACAAACCAAUAUUCCCCUUGAGAUCCAGAAACUGCAGCCCAACCUGAAGAACUCUUUGCACAGUCCCAGGGUCCAGUCCACCAUACCCCAGCCUGUGAUUAUCCGCCCCAGAUUCGAGAGCAGCCUCAGGGGUGAAGACCAGGCGACCAGCUCCAUCGAUGGGACCGUGCGCAACUUCAGCCCAUUAACCAGCCUGCAGGUUAUUAAACCCAACCGCAUGCUGGCUCCACCAAUGGGCAUGACAACCAAGUCUGUCAAGAAAGAACGACCUCGCUUCUACAAGACCCUUGAUCCCUUUAGAAUGAACACUGAGUUCAUGUUGUUGACGGUAAAGGAGGAGAAAGAGUAUGGGGAAGCCAAGAUGAAGGAGUAUCAGGCCAGAGAGCCCAGUGGAGUGGUCAAUCCAGAAAAAGCCAGCAAAGCUGCAUGGAUCAGGAAAAUCAAAGGGCUACCUAUCGAUAAUUUCAUGAAGCGAGGGAAAACAGCAGCCCCUGAACUUGGACAAAACAUGUUUAUCUGAACCAGCCUUGGGAAAUGAACAUCUUAAAAUAAACAGAGAACCAAGUGGA